Molecule: messenger RNA, 3128 nt
Organism: Mercenaria mercenaria
Lineage: Eukaryota; Metazoa; Mollusca; Bivalvia; Venerida; Veneridae
Exons: 3
Coding region: 910-2100 (396 amino acids)
Source: RefSeq, a predicted model, not a curated record
UAAUCGCGAUCCUUUUCGUGUUGAACAAUGUUUAAGGCGCGUCUUAUAGCAAGAAUACAUAGGAAUAUUUGAAGAAAGCAUGAUUUCGGAAUAAAGUUAAAUUUCAUUGCUUACUUGUUCUGAAAUGUGUUUUCCUAUUGAAAACAUUCGUCGAUCACUAUUUUAGGUGUACGUGUGUGUUCCUAUAUUUCUCUUUUUUUCUAUUUUGUAAUAUGAACCCAAAUACUGGUCAGGUAUACGAGAAUGUUAAUAAAUGGGAAUUAAAUUUUCCGUAAUUGUGGCGAAACUUAAUAAAAAUUGUGUGUCAAAAGACUUUCAUGGCGUGCGUUUAACAAAUAAAUGAUUAAUUGAACAAAUAUAUUGACAUCUUUUAAAUUAAACUAUUCCGAAAUAAGAGAUUAGGGUAUUUUACAAUAUAAAACAGAUCGUAUUAUGAAAGCUUGGAAAGUGAGCCGUUUGUUUUAUUACAUCUGUGGGAUAUAAUGUUUCCAAAUAAAGAAACGUUAUAAUGGUCUGCUGGUAACAAUGUAAAAUAGUUUCAAGCAGAUACAGCGAUACGUGUGUAGCUAUGUAUUCACGAAUGUUCUCCGCUAAAAACUAUUCACACGCAUUUUUUUGUUGUUGGUUUUUUUUCUAUUCAUUACUUGAUGUUGAAAUAUUUGCAAGAAAUGGAUUCUAAUAGAUGUUAGAACAGACACAGAAAGUUUAUCAGCUAAUUGUAGCUAACUAAAAACGUUAACUGGAUUAUAUGUGUUUAUUUGUGUUUACUUUUGAACUUAAGAAUACAAUCUUUUUUUCAGUUUCAAAGUAUUAUUAUCGCGUGAAAUAGCCAACAAACUGAAAACUUAAUAUUAUAAAUUUUUAAGACGGAAACCAAAUCGUGCAUAGUUUUUGAUUGAUGUAGUAAAGAUGGCGGCCGAGGAGCUUCACCGUCAUGAGGGAGGACCGCUAGAGCGCAGUCACAUGAAGGAUAUGGUGCAGAGAAACGCGCUGGAAAGCGCUGCCUAUAACAAAGUGGCCAAGCAUCUAGAUAACCAGAAGAAAGCGUUUGUAAGACAGAACACGCGUGAUGAAGGGGAGAUGAAAAAUUUACUUUAUCGUCUGCAAAUGGAACAACAGACAACACUCAAUGAUACAGACAUUGAUCCUGGCGGUGGUACUGGCAGUGACAUUGACGAGGUUGACGGAACUGGACUCCGACUUCCGGCUGGCCGUCUAGAACAAGAAUCCGUUGCAAAUCCGUAUCCAGUCACUAUUAUUCCAAGGUUUGGCGGAAACACUCACAUAAAACAGUCAGUUUCUUCAAGGGAUACGAUACACAGACCAGGUUCGUCAAAACUCCAUUCAAGACGGAAGUCGAUUGAAUAUGAAGAUAUACAAGAAUCUUUGUCUUCAAUGACAGUUUCUGAUCUGUCUUCAGCAUCAGCCAUUUCUGAACAGACGAUUUCAAGCUCGUAUACAUGUUUGCCACAUGAUGAUCAUUCUUCGCGGGAUUGGCUGGCUACACCAGGAGCAAUAUCUUCCGUAAGACGCAUGCGCAAGUCUGUUACGGAACAAGCACACCAAAGAAUUUUGAGGAAAACAAGUUGCGAACAUUCAGAGUUUUGCGCGCCGAAUUCAAAUAGCCCUCCAUCACACAGCAGAAACAACUCAUUGAAAGAGAAAAAGAAAUCAAUCGCCAGUGAAUCAACGUCGCCGAAGCUAGGCUAUGCGAAGAGGAGAGGAGGCUCUCUGAAGGAGAGAAAAGCUAGCACUGCAGACAGAACCGACGUUGGGGUGCAGCCUUUGUCUCGUUCAUACUCCGUGCUUUCAAAAGUAACAUCGUCAGAGUUCAAUAAGAAACAGGAAAUUUCCUGCAGUGGACCUUGCGGAGGAAAAAGCGAGGAGGGACUAAAAAUCAGUAGGAAGAAUUCAAAAAAGGGUGAUAAGCAGGGUCUAUCAAGAAAGUCAAGUAAUGACUCUACAUCGUCCAUUGACGGUAGUUCCCUAGCUUCUCGUAAGAAAACGAAUGUUCGGCGUAAAGUGGGUAUAGCCGGAAGUGCGGAGUCUUCGCCUGUGAUCAGCCCUCUAGCGCGAGAUGUAGAGACAUUUAAAUUUUAACUGUGCAAAUAUACAUUUAUUCAUUAUGUGUUUAUGUUUUGAUACCAAAAUCUUCGGAAAUAUAAAGAAAACGGAAAUGUUGGUAUGCUACAUCCGGUGAACAUUGACAAGUAGGCAUAACACUGGUAAAUUUCAGGCUACGUGAUUUUUUUAUAGCUCAGCAGACGAGUUCUACUCUCAAACGUGAAUUAUAAAAUAAAUGGUUAAGAAGUAAGUUGCCACUACUUUCAGUGACCCUAGAGAUGUUCCUACCAGAACCAGCUUUUGGCUUUAUUCAAAUUUAUUUGCAUAUGCUCAUGUAGUAUUGUAUAAUACCUUGGGUGAAAUUAAGUUAUCUGUCUGUCUGCCUGUCAGAUGUCUAUAAUCAGCGGAACUAUCAAGUGUAUAAAUGUAUACCUCAAACAAUGUUCUUAAGGUAAUUCUGCAUGUUUGAUAAACCGGAAGUUAUGGCGUAACGUCAAUUAUCCGGACUGCGUAGAAUAAAGUCUGAACUCUGCACAUGCAAACGGAAACACGACGAAAAUAAUUUAAUGAAUUAAUGAAAACUCUUUGAAGUAGGGUCUUAAAUGACUUUCCUACUGUCCAAAUUCUGUUGGUUGUUUAUUUCUUUUUCAAUUCAUUGAUCCAGUAAAAUACAUCAAAGAAACCAAUGUUUGGUUCACCUGGUUAAACUUGCAAGCUUGUUUUGGCGUCCUUAUUUGCAAUUCAAAUUCUUAAUACAAACAAACGUAAAACUGGAAUUAAAUGAUAAAGAAUUCAGUUUUUAAGCAGUAAACACAAUUGAACUUUUGUAGAUUUCUGUGCAUGGAACAAAAACUGAUGUUCAAAGGGUGUCCCAUAUAAAUGAAGACCUGCAACGCAUGUAACAUUUUUACUGUUUCUCUUAACUUAGUACUACAGAGUAUUAACACAACUUCUGCUCUCACAUUUAAAGGUGGUGAAUCUGAUGAUUUCGUUCGAAAACUUUAACCUCCGAUAAUUUACAACUAUUCAUGUUCACUUUGGACAAAAUAAAUGUCAGAUUUUCA